UCAUGAUGCAAUGGCGAGUAUGAAAGCAUUUGUAAAUGUUUUGAAUGUUCGUGCUCACUAAAGUUAAUACCCUAAUAAGAAACUAGGUACGGGUAGGAAAAAUGAUGGCUAGUGCUGCAGCGAGAACUGGAGAAAGCAGCAGUACUAGCUCGGUUAUGAAUAUUAAAGAGAAAGAAAAAUACAUUGAAGAAUUUGAUUUCCCAUACUGUGAUGAGGCAACGAAAUACGAAAAGGUCGCCAAAAUAGGCCAGGGAACAUUCGGGGAAGUGUUUAAGGCACGUGAUAAGAAAAAUGCGAAGAAGUUUGUCGCGAUGAAGAAAGUUCUGAUGGACAACGAAAAAGAGGGAUUUCCAAUUACGGCGUUGAGGGAAAUAAGAAUAUUGCAACUUCUCAAACAUGAAAACGUCGUGAAUCUGAUAGAAAUUUGCCGGACCAAAGCUUCCCAGCACAACCGUUACCGAUCCACAUUUUAUCUGGUGUUCGACUUCUGUGAACAUGAUUUAGCUGGCUUGCUGUCUAAUGUUAAUGUGAAAUUUAGCUUGGGAGAGAUUAAAAAAGUAAUGCAGCAACUGCUAAAUGGCUUGUAUUAUAUCCACAGCAACAAGAUACUACAUAGAGAUAUGAAAGCUGCUAAUGUCCUUAUUACAAAAAAUGGCAUCUUAAAGUUAGCUGACUUUGGUCUGGCAAGAGCAUUUAGUGCAAAUAAAAAUGGUCAAGGGAACAGGUACACAAAUAGAGUAGUGACAUUGUGGUACCGUCCACCAGAACUUCUGCUUGGUGACCGCAACUAUGGUCCUCCUGUUGACCUCUGGGGUGCUGGUUGCAUUAUGGCUGAGAUGUGGACACGAAGCCCUAUUAUGCAAGGCAACACUGAGCAGCAACAGCUGACGCUUAUCUCACAGCUGUGCGGUUCCAUCACUCCUGAAGUUUGGCCUGGUGUAGAAUCACUGGAGUUAUACACCAGGAUGGAGCUGCCUCGUGGACAGAAACGCAAGGUGAAGGAACGACUAAGGCCGUAUGUAAAGGACCCAUAUGCGUGUGACCUCCUGGAUAAACUGUUAGUGCUUGAUCCAUCUAAAAGGUACGAUUCAGACUCGGCCCUCAACCACGACUUCUUCUGGACAGAUCCGAUGCCGUGUGAUCUUUCCAAAAUGUUGGCACAACAUACACAGAGCAUGUUUGAAUACUUGGCACCACCACGACGGCAGGGGCACAUGCGGCCGCACCAUCAUCAUCAAGGUGUCACGGGAGCAGCAGGAAUGGCUGCAAAGUCUUCGGCAUCUAUGGACAGUGGAUAUCAAGAUCGUGUGUUUUGAAGGACACAUUUUCACUGUGCUGUAGUCCUCAAUUUGUUUUCCAUUAUAAUGGCAAUUUUGUUGUGCUGUAUAAACUGUGUACAGUGCUUCUUGUGUUCAGUUGUAUAGAAUUUCUAUAUGACUAUGCCAUUACUGUAUGUGAUGUGACAGUGUCUCAAAAACAUUGGACUCAACUAUUGAGACUUUGUUAAAUUGCAUCGUUCCAGCUUAAGGCCAUAUGCCUUUUCGGAAACCACAACUAAAAUGCAAUUUAACUAGAAUGCUCUUGUAGAUAUAAUCAAAGGUGCUCUGUGGUAUCACAGUUGUACAUAAAAUUCCUAUAAUUUUUGUAGGUUAGGUACAGUGUAGCAAGGAUACAAUAAUACAUUCCUUGUAAGUAUGUUGCAUUCUUUGACUAUCCAUUCAUUGGAUUGAUAAACGAGCUUUUUCACUCUGUGACUGAAGUUUGUAAUUUAUGCUAUCACGGACUAUAUUCCCUAUUAAUCAGUGAUAUCACAGUGAUGUCGUUACUGAGUGGUAUUGGUGAUGAAGGGGUCAGGUGAGGCAAAUUACACAUCAGAAGUACAAGAAUUGUAAUUUUUGUAUCAACAAAAAGCAGUGAGAUCUCAGAGAUCCUCGUGUAGUAGACUAUUUAUUCAAAUGUACAUAACUGACAUAAAAUAUGUAAGAGGUUCUAAUCAUUUGCCACUACACAUAUUCUUAAAUGUGUAUGAUUACUGUUAUGCAGGUGACAUAUGCAAGGAAUAUUGAAGGGGGAAAAAACCACAUUGGAAGUCCACCAAUUUCAGGGAAUGGAGAAAUAUUGUAAAUACAUAGAACAACAUUUUCUUCAUAUCAUUGGAUAACCUCAUCUUGUGUGCCUUUUCUUAUUUGUUAUUGUUUAUCUGUUUUGUUACUGAAAUUGCUCAUGAGUGAGAUAAGGCACUUGCCAUUAAUUGGUAAGAAUUUACUGAGUUCCAUGAACUUAACUGCCAUGAAGUUUAUAAAUAUGUAUGAAAUGAAAUUAAAUGAAUGUUUAAAAAAUUA
Molecule: messenger RNA, 2342 nt
Organism: Schistocerca cancellata (South American locust)
Lineage: Eukaryota; Metazoa; Arthropoda; Insecta; Orthoptera; Acrididae
Gene: Cdk9
Product: cyclin-dependent kinase 9
Exons: 7
Coding region: 102-1316 (404 amino acids)
Biological process (GO): protein phosphorylation
Cellular component (GO): nucleus
Molecular function (GO): cyclin-dependent protein serine/threonine kinase activity; ATP binding
Source: RefSeq, a predicted model, not a curated record